CAACUGUGAUCGUUAACUCAUCAGUUAAGACUUGCGUCGCUUCCAAUCAAUAAUUUAAAGAAUCUCUGAUAAUAUAAUAACCUUAGCUUUGUAUAAUUUGAUUUUAAACGUUAAAAAUGAACUAGUGAACUCUCGUGACUGUUUAAAAGAAUUAUUAUUUAAUAAUCGCUAUUAUAACCGCUAUCAAUAAGUUUAAAAUAAAUAGUAAAAGUGUAACAAUAAAAUAACAAAAAAUAAAAUAAAAAAAAAGAUUAAAAAAGAAAAAGAAAAGUGUUUGUCAAUAAUCUUCAGCAAAAGUGAAAAAAAGUGAAAAGAAGAAAAUCAUGGUCGAAACUGAAGUUCUUACAGCAAAUGCAACGGAGCCUUGUGCCAAAGCUAGUUUGAUAGUGGUGUCUAAUCGAUUGCCUUUCAUUUUAAUACGUAAUUCGAAAACUGGUAAACUAGAGCGUAAGGCUAGCGCUGGAGGAUUGGUUACGGCCGUAUGUCCUGUAGUGAUAAGAGGUAAUGGUUUAUGGGUGGGUUGGGCUGGUAUACAUUUAGAUGACCCAUAUGAACCUAUACCGGAAUCAAAUCCCGAUGAUCAGACACCGACUGCGGGUCUUAAAUCUGGUCAGGUGGUCUCUGUGAAUAUAAAUCCGAAAAUAUUUGACAGCUAUUAUAAUGGUUGCUGCAAUAAGAUUUUCUGGCCUUUAUUUCACUCGAUGCCCGGUCGGGCCACAUUCGGAGCGGAUCAUUGGAAUGAUUAUAUUACGGUCAAUAAACAUUUUGCGUCGCGCACUAUAGAAGCGUUGGAAAAAUGUUUGUCUAAGAGUAAUGGACAUGAUAAAAACGCUCCUAUAGUCUGGAUUCAUGAUUACCAUUUAAUGCUGGCUGCCAAUUGGAUACGCGAAGAAGCCGAAGAGAAAAAGUUGCCUUGUCGUUUAGCUUUUUUUCUACACAUACCAUUUCCACCAUGGGACAUAUUUCGUUUGUUUCCCUGGUCAGAUGAAAUCCUACAGGGAAUGUUGGGCUGUGAUCUGGUAGGCUUUCAUAUACAAGACUAUUGUUUAAAUUUUGUCGACUGUUGUCAGCGUAACUUGGGUUGUCGUGUAGAUCGUAAUAAUUUGCUGGUUGAACAUGGCGGUCGUACUGUACGUAUACGGCCUUUACCUAUUGGCAUACCUUAUGAACGCUUUGUUAAAUUGGCUCAGAAAGCACCGAAUGUGUUAAAAACUUCCGAGCAACAGACUAUAUUAGGUGUCGAUCGCUUAGAUUACACUAAAGGUUUAGUUCAUCGUUUAAUGGCUUUUGAGGUUUUACUUGAGAAAUAUCCUCAGCACAAAGAAAAAGUAUCACUUUUACAAAUUUCUGUGCCUUCUCGCACUGACGUUAAGGAGUAUAAAGAAUUGAAAGAAGAAGUAGAUCAAUUGAUUGGUCGGAUUAACGGACGUUUCACCACUGCCAAUUGGGCACCUAUACGUUACAUUUAUGAUUACGUGGGUCAGGAUGAGUUAGCAGCUCUCUAUCGCGACGCCGCUAUAUGCUUAGUAACACCGUUGAGAGAUGGCAUGAAUUUAGUAGCCAAAGAAUUUGUAGCUUGUCAAAUCAACGAUGUUCCUGGGGUAUUAAUUAUCUCUCCUUUCGCGGGCGCUGGUGAAAUGAUGCACGAAGCUUUGCUAAGUAAUCCAUAUGAAGUGCAUCAAGCGGCGGAGAUAAUACAUCGUGCUCUCACAAUGCCCGAAGAUGAACGAAUCCUACGCAUGAGCCGUUUACGACGACGUGAAGCCGAAUGUGAUGUUAGUCAUUGGAUGCGGUGCUUUUUAAAAGCUAUGGGCACAUUAGAAAUGGAUGAUGUGGGCACAACUACAAUGCAACCAGUUACCGUAGAUGAUUUUGAUGAUUACCUACUGAAAUAUAUUGGGUAUAAUCACAAAUUGGCUCUACUCUUAGAUUAUGAUGGGACCUUGGCUCCUAUUGCACCACAUCCCGAUUUGGCUAUUCUCUCACCCGAAAUUAGAAAUGUAUUGUUCAAAUUGUCAAAUCAUUCGGAUGUCUACGUUGCCAUAAUUUCUGGGCGUAAUGUAGAUAAUGUUAAAAAAAUGGUUGGAAUCGACGGUAUUACCUAUGCGGGUAAUCACGGCUUGGAAAUUUUGCAUCCGGACGGUAGCAAAUUCGUGCACCCAAUGCCCAUUGCUUUCGAAGAUAAAGUUAGCGGCCUGUUAAAAGCGUUACAAGAUUCGGUGUGUCGCGAUGGUGCUUGGGUGGAAAAUAAAGGUGCCCUAUUGACAUUCCACUAUCGUGAAACACCGAACCAAUUAAGACCGGCCAUGAUUGAGAAAGCUAGAGGGCUUAUAGAAAAAUACGGUUUUCGGGCCACUGAAGCCCACUGCGCUUUGGAAGCGAGACCGCCUGUGCCCUGGAAUAAAGGACGUGCAUCCAUAUACAUACUACGCACUUCCUUUGGUGUUGACUGGAGUGAACGUAUAAAAAUCAUUUACGUGGGCGAUGAUCUUACAGACGAAGAUGCCAUGGUAGCAUUAAAAGGUAUGGCGAGAACUUUUCGUGUCACAUCCUCGGACAUAGUAAAAACUGCAGCCGAUCAUCGUCUACCUUCAACCGACUCAGUUUACACCUUAUUAAAAUGGGUUGAGAGGCACUUCAUGGGUCGCAAAGCCAGAGCCAAUUCCCUAACGUAUCGUAAUCCUCGUGUCGAUGGUGUUCGCACUCAAAUGUCCCUGGAGAUAGCAUCUAAUUCGAACAAUAUUGAUGUCGAAAAUGUUUAGCUAAGUUUAUAUUUGUUUUUUUUUUUUUAUUUUGGAAGGGACAAGCACUUGAAAUUUGUUUAUUUAUAAAUAUUUGCAGAGUUUUGUACCUUAAACUACGUUACACUAAGCAAAAAUCAAAAAAAAAAAAAAAGAGAAUAGCACAGUCUAACAAUAAUUAAUUUAAUUUUACAAAAAAGUUGAAACGUUUUAACUGCCUUUACUACCUCCGUAAUAAACUCAUACGUACGUAAGAUUUCCUGAAAUUUUAAUAAAAUAUUGAUAAUAUAAAGUAAACA
Molecule: messenger RNA, 3040 nt
Organism: Glossina fuscipes
Lineage: Eukaryota; Metazoa; Arthropoda; Insecta; Diptera; Glossinidae
Gene: Tps1
Product: alpha,alpha-trehalose-phosphate synthase [UDP-forming]
Exons: 5
Coding region: 324-2762 (812 amino acids)
Biological process (GO): trehalose biosynthetic process
Cellular component (GO): alpha,alpha-trehalose-phosphate synthase complex (UDP-forming); cytosol
Molecular function (GO): catalytic activity
Source: RefSeq, a predicted model, not a curated record